Molecule: messenger RNA, 2793 nt
Organism: Cyprinus carpio (common carp)
Lineage: Eukaryota; Metazoa; Chordata; Actinopteri; Cypriniformes; Cyprinidae
Product: transcription factor AP-2 gamma-like
Biological process (GO): anatomical structure development; regulation of transcription by RNA polymerase II; regulation of cell population proliferation
Cellular component (GO): nucleus
Molecular function (GO): RNA polymerase II transcription regulatory region sequence-specific DNA binding; DNA-binding transcription factor activity, RNA polymerase II-specific
Source: RefSeq, a predicted model, not a curated record
UGAGAGUCCAAAGCGAGUCAGUGAGUCGAGCCUGAGCCGCUCUGUUGUCCGUCAGAGGGAGUCGAGUGCUUCUGUCUAGCGCGUCUGUUUGGACCGGAACCCUCAAGUUUGUGUCGCGAGCUGCCUGAGUUUCUGUUCCUUCAUCCUCCUUCAACACUGAGUUGAUGCUUCACUUCUGCGCGGCGCGCGCCGGACUCUCUGGAUUAUAUUCGAGACCGCAAACAAACAUCAGCACAGAUAAACACGUCUGAGAUCACGCGCGGCAAAGACAAAAUGUUGUGGAAAUUAGCAGAUAACGUGAAGUAUGAAGAUGACUGCGAGCAGGAAAGACAUGAUGUUAGCAGCAACGGAAACCCCCGUUUACCUCACAUUCCCACGGUGAGCCAGCACCUCUACAGCCCACCACCGUCCCUCUCGCACACCGCCAGCUCGGACUUCCAGCCGCCGUACUUCCCUCCCCCUUACCAGCAUCUGCCGUACACCCAACCUAACGACCCGUACUCUCACCUGGGCGACCCGUUUAGUAUCAACUCAAUACACCAGUCUACAGCACCUAAUCAGCAACAGUCAUGGCCCGGACGGCAAGGUCAAGAGGCCAUCGGGUCUCACGGCCGCAGCGGACUCGCCAGCCCCAUUCUGGGCCUGGAAGGGGGCUCGUCCGGGAUGCGGCGGGAUGGUUUUAGGAGACCGGAGCUGCUGCCUCCACACAUGCAUGGAAUCGAUUCCAUAGGUGAUAACAUCAGUUUGCAUGAUAUAGGCCACGGAUUGGAUGAUGUUCAGCAAGAAGGUGAUCACAGUAUUGUAAUUCCUGAUCAUACAGUCAUCAAAAAAGGUCCGAUGUCCCUGGCGAAGGGAAGCCCAUUUGGGAUUCCCUUUCAGAAAGAGUCUCUGCUGGGAAUGGUAUCAAAUCCCACUGAGGUCUUCUGUUCAGUACCUGGUCGACUCUCUCUUCUUAGCUCCACUUCCAAGUACAAAGUAACUGUUGCAGAAGUUCAGAGACGCUUGUCCCCACCGUGUCUAAACGCUUCCCUGCUUGGAGGAGUAUUACGCAGGGCAAAGUCAAAGAACGGAGGCCGAUCCUUGAGGGAAAAACUGGAUAAAAUUGGACUGAACUUGCCGGCGGGUCGCAGAAAGGCCGCCAACGUCACCUUACUAACUGCUCUGGUGGAAGGUGAGGCCGUACACCUGGCGAGAGAUUUUGGGUACGUCUGUGAGACAGAGUUUCCCGCCAAGGCCAUCGCAGAGUACCUCGGCCGACCGCAUGUGGAACGCAAUGAGAUCAACUCUCGCAAAACCAUGCUCUUGGCAGCCAAGCAAAUCUGUAAGGAGUUCACCGACUUGCUGACUCAAGACAGAUCUCCUCUGGGAAACUCUAGGCCGGCUCCCAUUCUCGAGCCAGGGAUUCAAAGCUGCCUGACUCACUUCAGCCUCAUCACCCACGGCUUCGGCUCUCCGGCCAUCUGUGCGGCCAUGACCUCGCUGCAAAACUACCUCAACGAGGCGCUCAAGCAGGUGGACAAAAUGUACGUGAGUUCGACCGGAGACUCCUCGCAGGUCUCUUCCGACGGCUCCAACAAAGUAGACAAGAUGGACAAACACAGAAAGUGAGGCUGAGGUUAAACACGAUCGGACCAUUUGAACGCAACAACCAUUUUUGUAGCGGAAUGACUUUUCCAGACCUGACUCUUCGUCAUCGUCGUCGUAGUUGUCGAUUCUGUUUCCGUUCUGCUUUGUUUUCUCACAUGAAGAGUAAGCUUAAACUCGAAGCCCUCUUGGUUCACAUCUUGGUUUUCCAGCACUUUCUCCUCCACAAACACAUUUCAAAGUUUAGCCUUAGUCGAGACAGUUUUUUUUAUCAAGCGACGACUCAGCCAGUCAUCAGGAAGUUGUCUCUCAGAGGGGAACUGCAAAGAGGAAGUUGUUGAGUUUCCCAAAGAUACCAUUUCAAGAGUUGACGUGGAUUUUAACUGUUUUCUUUCGCUACCAAUCUGGGAGGAGGAAGUUUGGUUUCUCCGUGUCCUCCUCCUUGGUGCUGACCUCCCAAUGGACCAAGGAUGUGAUUAUGUUUCAGACAUUAUAACUUGUUCUAUGCUUGACUUCAUUGGACGCAGUGUUAUUAUUCUUCUCUUUGUGGGAGUGUUGUUGGCAUGAGUGACUGUUUUGUGUGCAUGGGUGUACAUGAUUUCCAAACAACCCUUUAUCCACUGAUCAGUGGAUUCUUCUAUACGAGAAAUGCUCAAGAUGUAUUUGGCUUAAUUUUUCACUGAGAACAAUUAAAGAGACCUUUGAUUAAGUUACCAUGAUCAAAUCAAAUAACAUGCGGGCGGGUGUGUGUGCAUGUUCGGUUUCGUUUGAGCGUACAACCUUGUUGUUCAUCUUUUUGAUGCCUUUACAUCAGACUAGAAGUGAAAUGAUCCAUUUGUCUUUCCCCAAAUGUAAAUAUUUUCUAAUUUAUGUUGUAAUUUAAUGGGAUUUGUAAAUAUUGGUACAAUUAUGGUGUUUGGUUCCACUUUUUAAAAAAAGAUGUGUUAAGCUUUUAUAAAGGGGUUUGUUAUUUUAUCAUAUAGUGGUUAGGCUACGGGAUCGAUAUUCUUUAUAGAAAUGUGUAAUAUUGGUUUAAAGCUGUAGGAAUAAACUCAACACUCUUGAUUUGCGUCUGCCAAGACUCCCCGUUUAUGACGUUGAGUUGUACACUUCAAUACACGCGUGCCCUGCCAGUGAGGCAUGUUGAACAUGGCCAAUUCAUGUGUAUAAAGAUUCCUUUUUAAAAUAAAUGUCAGAAAAAAGAAAAAA